Messenger RNA from Aphidius gifuensis, 4964 nucleotides. RefSeq names its product probable serine/threonine-protein kinase DDB_G0282963. Gene Ontology annotation, biological process: regulation of transcription by RNA polymerase II. The transcript has 6 exons. Gene Ontology annotation, molecular function: RNA polymerase II cis-regulatory region sequence-specific DNA binding; DNA-binding transcription factor activity, RNA polymerase II-specific; zinc ion binding. NCBI's taxonomy places the organism in Eukaryota, Metazoa, Arthropoda, Insecta, Hymenoptera, Braconidae. Gene Ontology annotation, cellular component: nucleus. The coding region runs from base 257 to 4876 and encodes 1539 amino acids. The record is from RefSeq and is a predicted model, not a curated record.
ACUACGUCAUAGCUGGCAAUUCUCAUUGACACACACACAAAACCGGGGCUAUUUUCAUUGACAUAAAUUAUGACACUUGUACACACUUGUACAUAUGUUAUUUUAUAAGCUCACAAUCACGUAAAAUCUGAUAAAAAAAUUUUUUUGACACAUUAGUAAACAAUUGUUUUGAUUUAAUAACUAUAUUUUAAUUUUAUUAAAAAAAUCAUAUUAACAGUUAAUUAAGUGUAGAAUUUAAUAUGAAAAUAAUAAAAAAAUGAAUGAACAAAAAAAUAACCUCAAUCAGAUAAAAGUUGUUGAUAAUAAUAUUUGGCCAAAUGCAACAAGUGAAAUGGUAGUUGAUGGAAAAGGAUCUACAUCAUUUUUGUCGAUUAAUUCAAAUAAUACACAACGAAUUAUGGAAUCAACAAGUUCUGCUGGAUCAGUUUCAAUAAAUCGUCAUCUACCUGUUAUAAUGAAUGUUAAUGAACAUUUAAAAAGACAUAGAGUACAACAAAAUCAUGAUCAAUCAAUGAUAGACUCACAAUUAGCAAACAAUAAUAAUACCAACAACAACAACAACAACAAUACAAUUAUAAAUAAUAACAAUGAUGGAGAGUCAAGAUAUUUACAUAAAAAGUUUAAGAAGGUUGCGUCAAGUGAAGUGGUUGUACCAAUGGAUUUUGCAAAAGAAAAUUCACCAGUUAUUAGUGAUACAUCAAGUUCAUUGAGAAGUGUCAUCAAUCGAAUUGAUUCAUCAACUGCAGAUAGUAAUAAAAAGUCUUCCAAAAGUGACAACGUAACAACAGAGCUUGAUUGUGAGUCAAGUGAUACUAUAAAAAAUCAUUAUAAUUGUCCGUAUUGUAAACAAUCUUACACUGAACAAAAUGCCUUAGAAAAACAUAUUAAAUCACACACAAAUGAAUAUCCUUAUUGUCGCACAUCUUGCACUGUUUUUUCAAAAACAAAAUCUUCCAGAUCACAUGCUUCAAAAGUAGAUAAUAAUGAGACUGGAAAGGUCUUUGAAGAUUCUGAUGUUGACUCAUCAGAUAGUGUAAGCAGUGAAGCAGAUCAAAUGUCUGGAUUAUCAAUGCCAUCAUCUUCAGAUAUGUUAAAAAUUAAAACAUCACAAACUGGAAAUAUUUAUAAGCCAAAAUUUCAUACAGCUUUGCAAUCUAUAAAUACGGAAACUGUAGUUUCAUCAAAUUCAUCUUCAAAUGGUUUAUCAUCAACAUCAACAUCAACAAAUAGUAAUCCAUACACAUCACAAUUUCAACAACAUAUUGAUAAAGUCAUAACAAAUAAUUCAGUUAUUGUUAAUGCUCUUGAUCUUAGUUCACAAAAAUUAAUGCAACAUCAACAAAAUUUUAUUGAUACACAAAAAACUAGUAAUCAACCUGUUAAUCUAUCACUGAUUAAUGAUAUUACAUUAGAAAAAAAUUAUAAUAAUAAUAAUAAUUCUUUUCAAAAUAGAUCAAUGGUAAUACAGAGUUUAGAAAAAUCACCAAUAAUAUUAAAUGGUCAACGUACAAAUGGUUUACAACAAAAUAAUGAUACAUUUAUUAAUGGAUAUAAAAGAAUAUCAAAUUUAGAUAUUGAUAAUUUUGAUUAUCAACAACGUCAUUCAUUGUCAUCAACACUUUCACCAUCUUUAAAAUCUUGUUUUUCAUUUGACAUGGAAUCAAAAGACUCUGAGUCACAUAAAUCAAGUUCAUAUAAUCAUACAAUUCAGCCACUUCCUUCACCAGGUCCUCUACUUGGUAAUACAAGAUUAGUUGAUGGUCCUUCAUGUGCUAAAAAACCACGUAUACAAUAUUUAUCAACACUCAGAUCACUUGAUGAUUCAUUAUGUCAAAGACCAAAUUUUUCACGUAUGUUUGGUGGUAAAGUUAAAAUAUCAAAUAAUAGUGGAGAAACUAAAACCAUAAGAAUUAAAUCAAGACAACAAAAUUCAUCAUUAAAUGAGCAUAAUUUUAAUAAUAAAUGUGCAACAACUGAGACAUCAUCAAUUGUUGUUAAAUCAGGAUUUCAUUCAGGUGGUACAAUGUUACAUAAACCACCAAUUACAACAGCUAAUGAUAUGAAAAAUUCAAUGUCAAUAAUAGAUACAUCAGAAAUUUUAUCACCAAUAAUACCAAACAUAUCAACUCCAAAUAUUGCACCAAAAAUGACAUGCUAUAAUUACACAGAACCAAUUAAUCAUUUUACAAAAAUAACAACAACCUAUAAUUCAUUUAAAUUAUCAAAAUCUGGAUCUCCAACAAUUUUCCAUAAUAAUAAAAUAAUACCUCAUGUUCCUGGAAUACCUGGACCACAUACACUUACAAAUACAACAACAGAUUAUGGAUCUUUGUUUCAACGAAAUAAAAUACCUACAUGUAAAGUUAUUCCUAGUAUUUCAGGAAAUUAUAUGACAUCCCAAACUCGUGAAAUAUCAAGUCCAAUUAAAGUUAAAACACCAAAUAAUGUUGUUGAUAAUAUGGAAGUGUCUUGUAAUAUAUUAAACGCAGAACAAUCAUCAAGUUCAACAAGUAUAAUUGAAGAUUCUACAAUUAGAUUAAAAAAAUCAAACAAUGACAUAUUAAAUUCUAAAGGUAUAAUGAUAAUUCAAGACAAAUUACGUUAUGGAAGUAAUUCAGAAACAAUUACUGAGCUUAAAACUGAUAAAUUGGAUCGAUUUAUUGAUAAUAGAACAAAAAUUACAACUUCAAAUGAUUUAAUAAUUGAUAAAUCACCUGUUAAUUCAAUUACAAAUAAAUAUGAUAUUUGUAAACCAACAAAUUCAUUUGAUAAACAAUUUGAUUCAUUAAAAAUUAAUGAUAAAAAUAAAAAUUUAAAAUUUUUAAGACCAACAAGUUUACCAUUAAAACCUGGUACAUUUACAUUAAAAAAACAUCAUGGAAUAACACCAACAGUUAAUACAAAAAAUUUAAUAACUCCAGAUACACCAAGACCAAUAAAAUCAUAUGGACAACUUUAUUUAAAUGGACAUGCAUAUACAUAUCUUGGAUUAAAAUGUUCAACAAAAGUAUUUUAUUGUACACUUAAUCGUUGUCAACCAAUGUAUGUACCAGAUCAAAAACGUUUAUCAAUGUAUUCAAAUUGGAAAAUUUGUCAAGAUAAACCAUCAAAUUUUGAAUUAUCACAUUAUGAUUCACGUAAUCGUUCAAAAAAUUAUACAAUAGCUAAUAAAAAAUAUGAAAAUAUUUUAACACAUUCAUCAUAUCAACAAUAUACUCCAUCAAGUCCUGAUUCUGGAAUUGAAAUUGAUGCUCAAAAAAAUUUACAUAAAAAUAAAUCUAUUAAUGAUAAUGAUACAAAUGAUGAUUAUAUUUAUGUAAGAGGAAGAGGUAGAGGUAAAUAUAUUUGUAAUAAAUGUGGUAUAAGAUGUAAAAAACCUUCAAUGUUACGUAAACAUAUCAGAUCACAUACAGAUGUUAGACCAUAUACUUGUGAAUAUUGUGUUAUGAGUUUUAAAACAAAAGGAAAUUUAACAAAACACACAAAAUCAAAAUCUCAUUAUGGAAAAUGUAUGGAACUUGGUGUAAUAAUAAAAGUGCCAACAAUAAAUUGUGAUAAAAAUAUUGAUGAAGAUCAAACAAGUGCUAAAUUAAUUUCUGUUGGUGUAAAUAAUGAAGAAUCAUCAGAUGAAGAACCAAGUGAUAAUGAAGAAAGUGAAGAUUCUGCAAAUGAAGAACAAGAAGCUGCACAAAGUCUUUUGAGUCUUUCACAACUUAAUACAAAUAAAUUGCCAGGUUUGAUUUCUUCUGAUCGGCCAACAACUUAUCCAUAUGCUUAUGCUAAUACUACCUUAGUUAUCACUAGCAAUGUAUCAGCAAUAACUAGCACUAAUGCUUCAACAAAUUCUGUAACAUCAACAGCUAUACAAUCUGAAAUUUCUCACAGAUAUUAUUUUUCUCCAAAUAGAUCAACAUUUAAUGAUAAUCCAAGUUCUUCUUCAAGCAUAAAUGAACCUGUUUCACAAAUUCAAGUAUUUGAUAAUAAAAAUAUUCAACAACAACAACAACAACAACAGUCUCAUCAACCAAUUGAUUUAACAAAAAAAAUUAUUAGACCAAAUAUUAAGCUUCCUUUUGAGCUUAAUGGUCUUAAAAAUACAAUUGCCAGAAAAGUUGUUGUUGUUCCAACGUCCUCUAAUGGUUUUACAAAACCACAAGCUAAAUUUUUACAACCUUCUUCAACAACAGCAUCAAAUUAUCCCAGUGAAAAAGGAAAGGAUGGAAGAUGGAUAUGCAAAAUUUGUAGUAAAGAUUUUCGAGAAUAUAGCCAAUUUAAAAAUCACAUGAAUAUUCAUUAUUAUGAGCAUCCAUACAAAUGUGAAAUUUGUUCUCUUGCAUUUAAAACAAAAGAAAAACUAUCAAAACAUGAACGUUCAUCUCAACAUAUAAACAAAUUAAAUAUAACAUCAACACUUGGUGCUGGAAUUUUAAAUGAUCCAAGACCAUAUAAAUGUGAACAUUGUGAUGUUGCAUUUAGAGGACCUGGAUAUCUUGCCAAACAUCUUAAAAGUAAAGGACAUAUUGGGAAAAUUGAAUGUUUGCAUAAAAUACCAUUUGGUACAUAUGCAGAAAUGGAAAGAUCUGGUAUAUCUUUUAACGAAAUUGACACCACAAAUUGUGCUCAAAGUCUUAUUAGCUUACAGAAAAUAGCACGUAAACUUUAUGAUCAAGAUCCUAGAGAAAUGACUGAAUGGCAAAGUAGUAUGGAUCCACCACAAGGAACAAAUAGUGAUAAUACUUUUUCAAAUAAAGCUGAAGAAUCAUGUGGAACAAAAGAAAUUCAAGUUAAUAAACAUGAUGAUUUUAAUGAUGAAAAUAGACAAAAUACUGGACAAAAUUUUGAGGACCAAAGUCAACAAGAAAAAGACAAUGUAUAGUGCCAAAAUAUAUGUCAAUAUUUUGUAAAAUUUUUAAUAAUAAUUUUUUACACAAAUAAUAUUUUAAUAAUAUUGACAAAUAUAUUUU